AAUUAAGGUUAGGAUAGCUCUCAUCUAUUUUUAAUUUUUAUGCUACCUAAAUAAUGAGUUGCCCACAUAUUAUAAAAGAUAUUCAUCAAUUUGUAACGGAUAAAUCAGAAUUGGAAAACCUGCCAGGCGAUUCGUUAAAUUACAGCGUCAAACAAUUAUUAAAGAAUUGUCUGGAUUAUUCUCUGAACACAGACUCACUAAUAGAUCCUUCCAAGCUUUUAGAAAUAGAAAGUAUCCUAGAUUUCCUCAAUGAUGAAUUAAACACAGGCCAUUGGAGUGAAGUACCGAUACACAUAAGACAGUAUUAUACUCUAAGUAGUUUUAUAAAAUGCGUAAUUAUUGUAAAGAACAAUCGUAAUUACAGCGAAGAUGUGAUUAGAAAAUGCUUGAAAUGCCUAGAUUUAGGCUUACUUUUGGGCGCUCCUUUACAAUAUAAUACCGAACUAUUAACGGAUUCCGCUAAAUACAUAAGAAAAUUACUAAACAAGUGUCGUUUGAAAAAUGAAGAAUAUUGUACAAAUAACGAGUCUAACGAUAAAGUAACAAAAAUUGAAGACUUCCAGAGCCUUCCUGGAAAAUAUAUAGAUCAAAUCGAAUGCCCAUCAUUGGAGUAUUUCAAUAAACAUUACUUUUUACCCCAAACACCUGUAAAACUUCAAGGAUGUUUACAACAUUGGCCGGCUUUGAAAAAAUGGCAGGACAUCAAUUAUUUACUAGAAAUAGCCGGGGAUCGUACAGUUCCCAUCGAAAUAGGAUCGCAUUACGUGGACGAGAAUUGGACACAAAAAUUGAUGACCCUGAAAGAAUUCAUCGAAAGGCACUACUUAAGCGACACAGGAGAUAUCGGUUACUUAGCACAACACAAUUUAUUCGAACAGAUAACCGAACUCAAAGAUGAUAUACGGAUUCCCGAUUACUGUUGUUUGAGUACAGAUUACGAACAUACAACAGAACCGGACAUAAACGCUUGGUUGGGACCUAAAGGAACGGUUUCGCCUUUGCACCAUGAUCCUAAAAAUAAUUUACUAACACAGGUGUACGGAACAAAACAAAUUAUACUAUUUUCGCCUGAAGAUACCCCAAAUCUGUACCCUCACGAUGAUAAAUUAUUGAAUAACACAGCCCAAGUAGAUCCUGUUAACCCGGAUCUGCAGAAGCAUCCGAAAUUUUCAAAUGCACAUAUUUACAAAUGCCUUUUAGAACCAGGCGAGAUGGUAUUUAUACCUGUAAAGUGGUGGCAUCAUGUUACAGCCAUCGAAAAGAGUUUUUCUGUAAGUUUCUGGUGGCAAUAAAUUUCUUCUAUUUUACAUAUCUUUUAUUUUUAAUAAGUUAAAAAAAACAAUAAUCGAACAGUUUCAAAAAACAAUGAGUGACUAACAAAAAUUAGUGCAUGAUUUAAAACUAGAAAUUUUAAAACAUACUUCUUAUUAUUAACUUCUCUUAAAUAAUGAUUAAUAAGAUCCCAUUACCUUGCUAUUACAUCACAAACCAUUUAUAAUUUAAAGCUAAAAAGUUUCCUUCAUGAAAAUACUCCUUAACCUGGCUAUGAUGUCACGUUAUUUGAGAGGCAAAUGUGUCAAAAUAUCUAAGAAAAGUGGAGAAAUCUUUAAUCUUACAGAGAAAUAAGGCAUUACUCAAAAGAAAAAAUUGCAAUAUUUCAGCUAAAGACAUCAUCACCAGGGUAGCUUGAACAUAUUAUAUAUAAUAUAAACCCUUUCUAAGAACAUACCUGUACAUGGGGAAAAACUGUCGUUUAUAGAGUAGAAUUAUUCAUCUUUUGCAGUCUCUGAAGAUAGAGUCAAUUUCUUCUGAAGUUUACUGUGCUCUUCAGCAAGACGAUCAUACUCUUUAGCAAGGUUGUCAGCUUGACUUUUGAUCGCAGACUUAUCUUUCUUCAUGAGUACCAGCUCCUCUUCUAGAGUGUCGAUUUUAUGCUUCAAGUUGCUGACCUACAUUAUCAUUAAAUAGAUAGAGAAUCAAAUAUUCCAUAGUCCAAACUCCAUUUUCUAAUACAUCAAUUACAAAUAAAAUUACCUCUUUAUCUUGAGCUUCGUUGACUUCGUUCUGCGCGAUUUCCCCCUUUUGAGCCAACAGGCUUUUCGCAGCAGUCGUGGCGCUCUGGGCCUGUCUCAUAGAAGCUUCGGAUUGGGCUUGUAGAGUGGCCUGUUCGCUGAUUAAAAUGACGAGUCUUCGAAUAACGAGCGACAAGAACAAAGCGAAGCCGGAGAUGUAGAAGUUACGUUGGGCUCUGAAGAGCCUCAUCGAGCCUUGCAUUUCGCGGUCCAAGUGAGCGUGACCGCCGUGUUCCUCGUUUUCUGUAAAUUAUAUGGUAACUAGAAGUGUUACGGAGGAAUAUUCGAGAACUUACCGAUGUAAUACGAGUACUUCCUCAUCUCCCUAAUUGCGUCUAAAAGGAAUAGUACCAGAAUACCCAAGAGCAUUAGGAAAUAAAAGCCCGCUUGUCUUUGCAGCCCCUGCAGAAACUUCGAUUUGAAGAACGAGUUCCAUCUUUUCGGCGAUGCCACUGGAAGUACCAAAAGAAGUACUACCCCGAUUUCCAGGUAGAGGAAACCGGCUAUAAUCGUCCACUGGAGACUCAUUCUAACUGCUCGAAAUGAGGUUAACACUGACUAAAACGGUUGAGGAUGGUCGAUUGGUUCUAUUUAAAGGUCUGCAACGAAAAUAUGAUGUGGCUUUAAUCUAUUUUUG
This is a messenger RNA of Phyllotreta striolata, 2709 nucleotides long. The record is from the annotation of a GenBank genome assembly. NCBI's taxonomy places the organism in Eukaryota, Metazoa, Arthropoda, Insecta, Coleoptera, Chrysomelidae.